AUGGGAAUAUCUGCUUUUGCUCCUGCCUUUUCAUUCCCAGGUGUAGUGAGGGACACCCGCACCGGCACACCUCAGAACCCCGCUAUCGAUAACGCUCAUGGCUCUGAGGUCCCCACUGAGACACCACCAAAGAACAGCCUCAACGGGGGGCAGGGUGCCCGGAUAAAUCAGUAUACUAUUAAGCAAGAGAUAGGCCGUGGAUCCUUCGGCGCUGUCCACCUCGUAGAGGAUCAGACGGGGAAGCGAUAUGCGAUGAAAGAAUUUUCAAAAUCUCGUCUUCGCAAGAGGUCCCAAUCCCAUAUCUUACGAAGACCCCAUGCUGCCCAACGAAGGGGUGGACUGCUCUCCAUACCUUCGCACAAGCAAUCGGCUUCUGACAUUCAUAAUCAAGAAGAGGCCGGCAACCCUCUCUAUUUAAUUCGAGAGGAAAUUGCAAUUCUAAAAAAACUGGACCACGAAAACGUUGCUCAGCUCAUUGAAGUCCUGGAUGAUCCUGAGGGCGACUCUCUAUACAUCGUUUUAGAAAUGUGUGAAAAGGGUGUGAUUAUGAAAGUUGGUUUGGAUGAAGUAGCUGAACCCUACCCGCAGGAGAAGUGCAGGUUAUGGUUUCGGGACAUGCUUCUGGGAAUUGAAUACUUACACUCUCAAGGGAUUGUACACCGUGAUAUCAAGCCUGAUAAUCUACUAUUGUCGAAAGAUGAUGUUUUAAAGAUUGUGGACUUUGGCGUGAGCGAAAUGUUCGAGAAAAAGUCGCCAAUGAUGACGGCCAAAUCAGCGGGCAGCCCUGCUUUUCUUCCCCCAGAGCUUUGUUAUGCCGGUCAUGGAGAUAUCAGCGGAACGGCUGCGGAUAUCUGGUCUAUGGGGGUGACCCUUUAUUGCUUGUUAUUCGGCCAGCUUCCAUUCAAUCACUCUGGCGUCAUUGAACUAUACGAAGCUAUCAAGAACGAGCAAGUAUUCAUCCCCGAAAAUUUAGAUCCAACUCUCGCGAAUCUUCUACUACGGCUUCUUGAAAAGAACCCUAACCAGAGAAUAACUAUGUCAGAAUUGCGGGAACAUCCGUGGGUUACCAGGGGCGGAGAGGAUAUGCUGUUAUCCGCAGAGGAAAACACCUCAAAUGUCAUCUCCUCACCUAAUGAACAGGAAAUGGCGUCAGCCAUUACUAAAAGUAUCCGAAACGUUAUGGCGGUUGUUAGGGCUGUCAAAAAACUUAGGCGUCUAACGUUUAGACGCUCAAAAGGACCGUUAUCGUCUUCGUCGGAUAACACGCACUCUAUAUCAGACCCAAGCAACGAUAAAUUACCACAGCGAUCUAGAAGUUUAAACACGGAUAACAGGAAGCAUCUUGAGCAAAAGCUAGCAGUAUCUGGUGUGAGCAAAGCCAUAUCGAUGGAGAGCGUUGCCAAGGCUUUACCAGAUAAACCUAGACGGCUGGAUUCGGCUAUCGAGCUUGAAGAUACGGACAUGUCCGAAUAUCUACCUGAGGAAUCCAAAAAAAGAGACGAUGUUGAUUGUGUCAGCGUCAAAUCUACUGAUCCUAUCGGUUCUGAUAUGGGAGGGAGUUUGGUAAAGAAAAACGGAGAGAAAGCUCAGGCCGCCUCCCCCUUUAAUGAACCGCCACUACUGCUUCACAUUGGCACUGGAAGUGAUUACCAUAUGCCUGAGGAUACCGAGUUUGUCAGCGAAUCACCUACACUUACAAAUGAGAAUGUAUAUGAAGAAGCAUAUCGAAAUGAUGUCGCACGCAUACAUCGAGAGCAAGGUCAAACGGCGAAUGUUUACCUUACAAAACUGGUGGAAUAA
Morchella importuna is the source of this 1800-nucleotide messenger RNA. RefSeq lists its product as uncharacterized. The record is from RefSeq and is a predicted model, not a curated record. Gene Ontology annotation, cellular component: cytoplasm. Gene Ontology annotation, biological process: protein phosphorylation; intracellular signal transduction. Lineage: Eukaryota; Fungi; Ascomycota; Pezizomycetes; Pezizales; Morchellaceae. Gene Ontology annotation, molecular function: ATP binding; protein serine/threonine kinase activity. The transcript has 9 exons. The coding region runs from base 1 to 1800 and encodes 599 amino acids.